AUGAAAGGUCAGAAAGGAGAGCAGAUCAAACUCCUAACAGGAGGAGACUCACUCAUGGCCUAUGAGACAGAGGAUCAGGAGACUCAAUACUGCUUUCCUGACAUCAACUCAUCAUGUGUCAAGGGAAAACGCUCAAGUCAUGGAUAUAAUAUUACAUAUUUGUUUGUAUCGUUGUUGUCAGCAUGGACUGUGUUUCUGAACCUGCUGGUGAUCAUCUCCAUCUCUCACUUCAAGAAGCUUCACACUCCAACUAACAUGAUUAUUCUCUCUCUGGCUGUAAAUGAUCUGCUUAUUGGACUUAUUGUGAUGCCUGUUGAUGCCGUCAAGCUGAUUGAGACAUGUUGGUAUUUUGGAGACACUUUGUGUGACCUGUACAUGAUAAUCAUGGGACUUCUCCUCUCAGCAUCUCUUAGUAAUUUAAUUUUAAUUGCUGUUGAUCGUUAUGUGGCUGUUUGUCACCCUUUAUUGUACCCACAGAAAAUAACAAUGACUAAAACUUUAAUUAGCAUCUUUAUCUGCUGGUUUGUCUGCUUGACUAACAAUAUUGCAUUUCUAGUUAGUAGCAGACAUUUUGACGUUUUGCAAAAAACAAACAUGUGCCAUGGACAAUGCACUUUAAUAGUCAGUUUUUCAUGGACGUUUACUGACCUCUUCCUUUCCUUUUUAGUACCUUGCACUCUGAUCAUAACUUUAUAUUUGAGAAUAUUUUAUGUUGCCUAUCAGCAAGUAAAAGUUAUCAAUUCUAUCAUAAAGGGUGGUAAAUGUGCAAUGGAUGGUUCAGUGAAGAGAAAAUCUGAGCGCAAAGCUGCUCUUACAUUAGGAAUUGUUGUGACAGUUUAUCUACUUUGCUAUAUUCCCUACUAUAUGUUGUCUGUUAUAGGGACCACAGUAAUAUCUUCCACAAUGACAUUUCUGAUUUGGUCUUUGUACAUUAACUCCUGUCUGAAUCCUCUGAUCUAUGCUUUAUUUUAUCGCUGGUUUAAAAUAUCAGUUAAAUGCAUCUUAACUCUUAAAAUAUUGGAGCCAGCAUCCUCACUCUUGGACAUUUUUAAAGAUUAUCCCUGA
Molecule: messenger RNA, 1065 nt
Organism: Danio aesculapii
Lineage: Eukaryota; Metazoa; Chordata; Actinopteri; Cypriniformes; Danionidae
Product: trace amine-associated receptor 13c-like
Exons: 1
Coding region: 1-1065 (354 amino acids)
Biological process (GO): G protein-coupled receptor signaling pathway
Cellular component (GO): membrane
Molecular function (GO): trace-amine receptor activity
Source: RefSeq, a predicted model, not a curated record